UUAAAUAAUGCCCCGCUCAGCAAUCCUAGCGUAAGCCAUCUGUGUGUGUUUUUUGUCUUAUUUGUUGCUCUUCUCUACAACCAAAGAACCAAGAAUUCAUAGAUCCAAGCAGAGAUUAAACACAUCAAAGAACUUCAGAUUGGUGGGUUUUGAGAAUCAUGGCAGGGGUAAAUGAAACCUUGGGUUUGUCUUUGGUGGAGAGAAGUUGUUUACUUCCUUCUUCCGGAUCUCUUCUCAAUCAUCGUUUAAAUUGGCAACCGAACAAGCUCCGCUUUACCCCCGUUUUACUUUCUCCGGAGCAGAGAAGAGUGCAUUUGAGGAGGGUUUCAAGGAUCCCAAUUGCGGCUAUUAGUGAGAAUUUCGUCAUUGUUGCGGUGGAGGAACAGCCUGUGAAAUUUAAGGUGAGAGCUGUGGUAACCGUCCGGAAGAAGCACAAGGAAGAUUUGAAGGAAACGAUCGUAAAGCACUUAGAUGCUUUGACAGAUAAGAUCGGGAGGAAUGUUGUUUUACAGCUUGUAAGCACGGAAGUUGACUCAAAAACAAAGGCACCGAAGAAGAGUAGCGAAGCCGUGCUCAACUGGUCGAAGAAAUGGAACGUCCGGUCGGAACGGGUGAAUUACACAGCAGAAUUCACGGUGGACUCAAGCUUUGGGAUACCCGGAGCCAUCACGGUGAGUAACAAGCACCAGAAAGAGUUCUUCUUGGAGAACAUCACCAUCGAAGGCUUCGCAUGCGGUCCUGUCCACUUUGCUUGUAACUCGUGGGUUCAAUCCACGAAAGAUCACCCGGGUUCCAGGAUUUUCUUUUCCAACAAGCCAUAUUUGCCGUGGGAGACACCGGAUGGGCUGAAAGAGCUGAGGGAGAAGGAACUGAGAGGGCUGAGAGGUGAUGGCAAGGGAGCGAGGAAAUUGUCUGAUAGAAUCUACGACUACGAUACUUACAAGGAUUUGGGAAACCCUGAUAAGGGAGUGGAGUUUUCGAGGGCAACUCUGGGGGGUGAAGACAUCCCUUAUCCAAGACGAUGCCGUACUGGCCGACCUCCAACUGAAACCGACAUGAACGCAGAGAGCCGUGCGGAGAAGCCAGUGCCCAUCUACGUGCCACGGGACGAAGCCUUCGAGGAGUCGAAACAGAAGACAUUCUCAGUGGGAAGGCUGAAGGCCGUGCUCCACAACUUAAUACCUUCCCUGUUCGCCAGCCUCUCUGCCGACGACAACCACGACUUCAAGGACUUCUGCGACGUCGACAGCCUUUACAAAGAAGGUUUACUCCUUAAAUUGGGGUUACAGGAUGAGCUUAUGAAGAAGCUUCCCUUGCCCAAUAUCGUAAGCAAACUCCAGGAGUCCAGUCAGAGCCUUCUUAGAUACGACACUCCCACUAUCGUUUCCAGGGACAAGUUUGCUUGGUUAAGAGACGACGAAUUCGCCCGUCAAACACUUGCAGGCAUUAACCCCGUCAGCAUCCGGCGGCUUGAGGUUUUCCCGCCAGUAAGCCAGUUGGAUCCUGAGGUUUACGGCCCACAAGAAUCGGCACUCAAAGAAGAACACAUCGUGGGCUAUCUGGGAGGCUUGUCUGUACAACAGGCUAUGGAGGAGAAUAAGCUGUUUACACUGGACUACCAUGACAUUUACCUCCCGUUUCUAGAGCGGAUAAACGCUCUCGAAGGCCGGAAAGCUUAUGCCACUCGUACCAUCUUCUUCUUGACCCCGCUUGGCACACUUAAGCCUAUAGCCAUUGAGCUCAGUCUCCCGUAUACAGGUUCCCAUUCUCAAUCCACCCGGGUUCUCACUCCUCCUGUGGAUGCCACCACCUCCUGGCUCUGGCAGCUAGCCAGAGCCCAUGUUUGCUCAAACGACGCUGGCGUUCAUCAACUCGUCAACCAUUGGUUGCGGACUCACGCCAGCAUAGAACCUUUCGUAAUAGCGGCGCACAGGCAAUUGAGUGCAAUGCACCCGAUCUUCAAGCUUCUGGAUCCACAUAUGCGAUACACCUUAGAUAUAAACGCCCUGGCACGCCAGACCCUCAUCAGCGCCGAGGGUGUCAUUGAGUCCUGCUUCACUCCUGGUCCAUACUGCAUGGAGAUCAGCGCUGCUGCCUACCGUAGCCUCUGGCGCUUCGACCUUGAGGGUCUCCCCGCAGACCUCAUUCGCAGGGGUAUGGCGGUUCUUGACCUAACACAACCUCAUGGCCUAAAGCUCCUCAUUGAAGACUACCCUUACGCCAACGAUGGUCUCCUCAUCUGGGACGCUAUCGAAUCGUGGGUCCGAACCUACGUAAACCACUAUUAUGGUGAUUCGAGUUCUUCGAUUCGUACCGACACCGAACUCCAGGCCUGGUACUCCGAGUCCAUAAACCAAGGCCACGCUGAUCUUCGGCACCAAAGCUGGUGGCCCAGUCUCUCCACUGUGGAUGAUCUCGUCUCUAUCCUCACCACCCUCAUUUGGCUUGCGUCUGCUCAGCAUGCUGCCCUCAAUUUCGGGCAGUACCCUUACGGUGGCUACGUUCCAAACCGUCCGCCGCUCAUGAGGCGGUUGCUACCGCAGGAAGACGACCCCGAGUAUGCAAAUUUCCGGGCCGAUCCGCACCGGUUCUUCCUCUCUUCGCUGCCGACGUUGCUCCAGGCCACACAAUUCAUGGCAGUUGUGGACACUCUGUCAACGCACUCACCCGACGAAGAGUAUCUUGGAGAGAGACAGCAGCCCUCUACCUGGUCCGGAGAUGCUGAGAUUAUUGAGGCACUUUAUGGGUUCUCAGCGGAGAUCAGAGGGAUAGAGAAGGAAAUCCAGAAGAGGAACCAUGAUCCAAACCUCAGGAACCGAUGCGGGGCCGGGGUUUUACCGUAUGAACUACUCGUUCCAAGCUCUGAACCUGGUGUCACCUGUAGAGGGGUGCCCAACAGCGUUUCCAUUUAGUUCCAAUGGCACCUAGCUAGACUAGCCGAAUAAUUAAGGAAGCAUUCCUUGAGGAGUUGUUAUUAGUGAAAUUGCAAUGGAGAUCAUCAUCUGUGUUUGGAAAUUCUUAGUGAAAUUGUCAUUCCUCGAGGAGUUGUUCAAAGUGAAAUUGCAAUGUAUAUAGAAUACCAUCCACGGAAUGAUGGAAGAGUAGUUGCUCAUCUACAUGAAAAUAAUAUUAAUUAGGUUGCAUGUGGAAACUAAAUGGGAAUGAAAUAAAUCUUUUCAUUUGGUUUCCAAGCAUUUUUUUUUUAAACCACUGUAUUACCACUUAGAAGGGAACUGGAGCAUCUCAUGUCUUCCAUUUUUUUAUUAAUGUAGCAGACGAGAAAUCCGAUCUAUAUUCACUGUACCUUGGAUAUUUGUUAACUUCCCAUUUUC
Nelumbo nucifera (sacred lotus) is the source of this 3332-nucleotide messenger RNA. RefSeq names its product linoleate 13S-lipoxygenase 3-1, chloroplastic-like. Gene Ontology annotation, biological process: lipid oxidation. NCBI's taxonomy places the organism in Eukaryota, Viridiplantae, Streptophyta, Magnoliopsida, Proteales, Nelumbonaceae. Gene Ontology annotation, molecular function: protein binding; oxidoreductase activity, acting on single donors with incorporation of molecular oxygen, incorporation of two atoms of oxygen; metal ion binding. The record is from RefSeq and is a predicted model, not a curated record.